Messenger RNA from Lichtheimia ornata, 1212 nucleotides. RefSeq lists its product as uncharacterized. The record is from RefSeq and is a predicted model, not a curated record. The transcript has a single exon. The coding region runs from base 1 to 1212 and encodes 403 amino acids. NCBI's taxonomy places the organism in Eukaryota, Fungi, Mucoromycota, Mucoromycetes, Mucorales, Lichtheimiaceae.
AUGCAUCGCCAAAGCACCAGUAGCAGUGAGCAUAGCAGUGGCUCAUCCCAUUAUCAAAAAGUAAUACACUACGAGACCACCACCACGACAUCAGGAAAAGAUGGCGGAAAUCUCAGUCGAUCCAAUUCAUCAGGUCGCCUAGCAACCAGCAUGAUGUCAGCAUUAACCACAGCCAUCGGCAUAGCUGUCAACACAUCCACUCCACCAAUCAUUUCGACAUCCACGCCACCACCUGAGAUCAUGCAAAACCCCUCGAUUUUUGGUCCUGUUCAUGGUCAAGUGCAGUCUGAUGUGGUGUGGCACUAUUUUACAUUACGCGGUUGGCUCACAAAGCACGUCCCACCAUCCUAUUCCUUUACCAAGAGCAGCAAAUUACGCUAUCUUAUUCUUGCCGAUCGUAUGUUAUAUGUCUUCAAGAAUGAUCGACCAACCUUGCAAUAUCGUGAGUUUUUCGAAUUGACCAAGGAUACCCAAGUCUUUGUGAGUGAUCGAUUCACAGGUGUACUCUACUGCCUUGUCAUUUCAAAGCGUGAUGGUUUGGACCAAAAAAAGUGGUACUUGGAAUGUGCUGAUGCUGAGACCAUGAAAGAAUGGCUUGACAAGCUGAAAAAGACCGUUGCAUGGCUCAAGGAAAACGACAAUAUCAAUAGCGUGAUCACGUUGUCCAAGCUAUCCAAUAUCCAAUCCGAACAUGAUGCCCUUGUCAACAAUCACAAGCACGAAUCAUCAUGCUUACAAGUGGAGCCACUAUCACCACGAUGGCUACGUGAAGGUGGAAGAAGGCAAGAAGGUUCACUUACUACAAGCUCCUAUUUCGAUGACAGCUGCAGCAGUGAAGAAUACCUAAGUGGUGCACCACCAUCAUCACCCACUAGCAGCAGCACAAUGAAAACACAGCUGUCACCAAUGACACCACCUAUGCACGAUUCUUCUAUGCGGCUACCACAAUACAAUCAAUACCCAUAUAGUAGCGCCAUAGCAACAUGCAAUAGUGGCGAUAGCAAUGAAUCACUUGUCGAUGAACAUCAUCCGAUUCGGACAUUUUCAACAUCACCACCAUUUGCAGGAUCCCGAUCUCUAUCGGCUUUACCGCCUCAACGACCGCCACCAAGGCGACCUGUACCACCACCACCUUCAUCAACAUCAUCACCAUCAUCACCAAUCCACCCCGUAGAUUAUGCAUCAUCACCACAACAUUUUAUGUAUCCUUGA